Verticillium alfalfae VaMs.102 is the source of this 213-nucleotide messenger RNA. RefSeq lists its product as hypothetical. The transcript has a single exon. The record is from RefSeq and is a predicted model, not a curated record. The annotation marks the transcript as partial. NCBI's taxonomy places the organism in Eukaryota, Fungi, Ascomycota, Sordariomycetes, Glomerellales, Plectosphaerellaceae.
AGGGCGUCGCCAAGUGUUGCUGGUGCACCAAGUUUGUCGAGACUCCAGAAACUCAGCAAGGAACUGGCCUUCGCCUGUCGGUCAUCGUCCGAACGGCACGGUCAUCGUCCGUCGUUGGCGGAGGCUGACUGGACUGGUGCUCCACCCUCUGCGUUGAGCCAAGUCGUCGUCACCAAGCUGAGGAGCGCCAAUCAAGGAGGAUUGAAGAUGUAG